Messenger RNA from Daphnia magna, 1651 nucleotides. It is a transcript of the gene alien, whose product is annotated as COP9 signalosome complex subunit 2. Gene Ontology annotation, cellular component: COP9 signalosome. Gene Ontology annotation, molecular function: protein binding. Lineage: Eukaryota; Metazoa; Arthropoda; Branchiopoda; Diplostraca; Daphniidae. The record is from RefSeq and is a predicted model, not a curated record. The coding region runs from base 200 to 1540 and encodes 446 amino acids. The transcript has 10 exons. Gene Ontology annotation, biological process: protein deneddylation.
AGGUUUUUGGGUGUCAGCUGCCAUAUUUGCAGAAAACAACCAAUCAAAAUACGAGAAAUCAAAACCGCGUUGCCGGUAAAAAUCUAGCAGACGAAAAAAAAGGUGAAUUUGGCCUGAGAAGUCUGAAGUCCGAACCAAACAUCGGCAUCUUAAGAAUAAAGACUUGUGUGCUGAAGACAGACAAACGACCUUUACUGUAAUGUCUGAUGUCGAAGAUGACUUUAUGUGUGCUGAAGAUGAGGACUAUGACCUGGAAUACUCUGAAGAUAGCAAUUCUGAGCCAGAUGUUGAUCUAGAAAACCAGUACUACAAUUCCAAGGCAUUGAAAGAAGAUGAACCAAAAGCUGCACUUGCAUCAUUCCAAAAAGUUUUGGACUUGGAAAUGCAGGGUGGAGAAAAAGGAGAGUGGGGUUUCAAAGCCCUUAAACAAAUGAUCAAAAUUCUUUUUACCUUGAAUAACUAUCCAGAAAUGAUGACACGGUACAAACAACUUUUGACAUACAUAAAGAGUGCAGUAACGAGGAACCACAGUGAGAAAUCAAUCAACUCUAUCUUGGACUACAUAUCUACAUCAAAACAAAUGGAGCUUCUUCAGGAUUUCUAUGAGACAACAUUAGAUGCUCUAAAAGACGCAAAAAACGAUCGACUUUGGUUCAAGACAAAUUCAAAACUCGGAAAACUUUACUUCGAUAGAGGAGAUUACAACAAAUUGGCGAAAAUUCUCAAACAAUUGCAUCAGUCUUGUCAGACAGACGAAGGUGAAGAUGAUUUGAAGAAGGGAACUCAGCUUCUUGAGAUAUAUGCUUUAGAGAUUCAAAUGUAUACAGCGCAGAAAAACAACAAGAAACUAAAAGCAUUGUAUGAGCAAUCUCUCCAUAUCAAGUCAGCUAUACCACAUCCAUUGAUUAUGGGAGUUAUUCGGGAGUGCGGUGGCAAAAUGCAUCUUCGUGAAGGUGAAUUUGAGAAAGCUCAUACAGACUUUUUUGAAGCUUUCAAAAACUACGACGAAUCAGGAAGCCCAAGAAGAACUACUUGUUUAAAAUAUUUAGUUCUAGCCAACAUGUUAAUGAAAUCGGGCAUUAAUCCUUUCGACUCGCAAGAAGCUAAGCCUUACAAGAACGACCCCGAAAUUUUAGCCAUGACCAAUUUAGUUUCAGCCUAUCAAAACAAUGAUAUUUCAGAGUUUGAGAAAAUCCUUCGUCAAAAUCAUCGGAAUAUAAUGGAUGAUCCUUUCAUUCGCGAACAUAUUGAAGAUUUGCUGCGUAAUAUUCGCACACAAGUUCUCAUCAAACUCAUUCGUCCCUAUACACGGAUUCAUAUCCCCUCUAUCUCAAAAGAGCUAAAUGUCGAUGUUAAUGAAGUAGAGAGCUUGUUAGUCGCUUGCAUUCUCGACAACACGAUCAAAGGGCGUAUUGAUCAAGUUAACCAAGUUCUUGAGUUGAAUCAGCAACGACAAGGAACAGCCCGUUACAACGCUCUUGAUAAUUGGACUUAUCAGUUGUCUUCUCUUCAUUUGGCCAUCGCAAACAAGAUGGCCUAAUGUUACUUGUGAUGAGUUUAUGGUAUUCCCUGCUUUGCUGAUGAAAAGUUUCUUUUUGUAAUAGAAAUACAGAAUAUGGCGAUAAUAAAUCAUUUUUCUUGGCCCAUUCAA